Messenger RNA from Danaus plexippus (monarch butterfly), 2345 nucleotides. RefSeq lists its product as uncharacterized. Gene Ontology annotation, molecular function: protein binding. The record is from RefSeq and is a predicted model, not a curated record. NCBI's taxonomy places the organism in Eukaryota, Metazoa, Arthropoda, Insecta, Lepidoptera, Nymphalidae. The transcript is spliced from 2 exons. The coding region runs from base 56 to 1516 and encodes 486 amino acids.
AAUAAAAAUAUUUGUAUGUUUUUACAUUAUUUUGUUAUAAUUCAUAAAGAUCACUAUGAAACCGAAGAAAUUUAAUACUGUGUCAGAAUUCAAGAGAAUUUCAGCUAAUUCUGUGAAGUCACGGGACAGAUCUCGGAAAAGUGAAAAUCCUACUCCAAGACAGUUUGAUCAAUUUCUUCCGUGGCUUUGUCAGCAAAUGCACAUUUGUCCACAUGUGGCAGUUGAAAGAAUUACGAAAGAAAAAAAUAUAUCUAUUCGAAAUAGAGGGUAUCAGUUAUCGAGAUCAAAAUCAAUAUUUAGCACAAUUCAAUCUGCGUUGGAUUUUACUAAAAUUCCAAACCAUUCUUUAUCUUUAACUACAUCAUAUUCCGAUGGUUAUAAUGAAAAUACAAUUGUUAUAAAAUCAUAUUACAACAAUUUCAAUCAAUUAAUUGAAUUGGCAAUAGUAGACUGCCCUCUAUCAAUAAAUAGAAAAGUUAUACAAGCAAUCAGUCUUUGUUUGCCUUUUCACUCUUAUCUUAAGAAAUUUAAAAUAAAUGGAAACGGGCUAACAGAAUCAGUGCUUUACGAAAUCGGAAAGCUUCUACCUCAUUCUAAUAUAACAGAUAUUUGUUUAGAUGACACUUACCUUCCAGAAGGUAAUUAUUAUGUUUUACUAGAUAAACUGAAUAACUUGCAAAACCUAUCUCUAUGCAAAUGUAAAAUUAACGAUGAUGUAUGCAAGAAGAUAGCUGAAAAAUUGCAUAACGAAAUGCCAGCUUCCAACACCCUAAUGACUUUAGACUUCACUUCAAAUAAUAUUACAAACUCGGGUGCUAGACACUUAGGAUUGAUGUUGAGACAAAAUAGAACUCUGCUUUAUUUAGGCUUAGCAGAUAAUUUAUUGGAUGACGUUGGAGCUUCACAUAUUUUAAAACCCUUAAUGAUAUUUUCUCUUACGGAAGGUGAGUUGUAUGAAUUAAGAAAACGGAAAUUUAGAUACGCAGCAAAAAAGUUGGAAAUAUGUAAGGAGCAUGAGAAGCAAUUAAUUGCUCAAAUGAAUUCUGAGGAGGAUAAAGAAAAUAAUCAACCUGUAAUAUGUCGAAAAUCUAUUGGGCGGAGCAAACAUUUGUAUAUAGAGCCGAACUCUGUAAAUGUGAAGGAGCUAGCUGCAAAAAAUAUUAUGGACACCUUUGGUAAAUUUGAAGACGUCUUCGAUGAGGAUAAUGUUGUCUAUAGAAAUGGGCAUUUAUAUUCCCUGGGCAACCUCAAACUGUGCUAUUUAAAUCUAGCUUAUAAUCAUUUAAGUUACUUUUCCCUGAAGAAACUCUGCGAGGUUCUCAAGUACCAAACCAAUAUAAAGCAAGCUGAUUGCAGGGGAUUGUUGAGAGUGGUUGUAAACGGCAACAACAUUCCUACACACUGCGAGCUGCUGAACACUAUAGAAUCAUAUCUAGUGAACGCGGUCGCGAACUACGCUACACAGGCAAGAAGUCGGAGUCGUAUAAAUAUGAGUAAAUAUUGUGUCCGAAAGUAGGUACUAUUAUAGAAUUUUUAAGAAAAGUAUUGUGAAUACGUGACGCUUUAUUUAAAAUUAGUAGAAAUUCCUAUUUAUUGGGAAUAAAAGGAUAUAAUACAUUUUAUUUCAGAUAACUCCUGUUAAGAAACGGAGUUUGUAAAAAGGUUUUUAGGUUACUAAUAGAAUUAGUAGUUCUGUGGAAAGAAAAUGUUUAUUUGUUAUCAACUUAGUCGAUGAAGUAAGGGCGUGUAUGCACAUGCAUGCAACGGAAUCUUUUUACAAAUAGGUAAAAUAUUUCUUGGUUAUAAGAAAACCGUAUAAUAUUUAUAGAAUCUUUAUAUAGUUUUAUAAGAAGCAAUAGUAAACUCCCAAAGAAGAAAAUCUAUUGUAAGCGAUGAUAAUACUUUUCAUGGGUAAACUUCUUGUUGUAAUCAUCCCAUAAUAAUAUUAUGAGAGAGCAAUUUCUCUUUAAUUAGUGUGAAGCAUUUUUUUCUAAGUUGUUUAAGUUCCUAACAAGUGAUGUAUUUUUGUUUGUACUCCAGUUUUUUCUUGCAAAAAAUGCAUAAUAAGUUAAAUCUUAAUUUUGUAAUACCUGACAUAAGAAAUUGAUUAUUGUUUUGGCUUUAAGAUUUAUAUGUUGUUAGGAUUAUAAGUAAAGCGUUAUUAAUGUUUGUGUUAGCAAGGAAUAAGGAAAAAUGUAAUGCUAUUUUUAUUUAUAAAUUAAAACAAUUGUUAUUUUUAACGAUGUAAUUAUUUUAUUUUCAAAAUAAUUUAUUUUCAUCUCAAUUUUCGGUUUCACUUCUAUGAGUAAUAUUAAGAAGCCUAACGCUUUUUGAACGUAAGUAAC